GGGUCUACUUCGUCUCAUUUGCUUCAACUCAGCGACUUCUUUCUGACGAUUGGGAAGUGAGGUGCUGGACAUUUAUGCCGGUGGACAUUCUGGACGUUGAUAUAGAUAAGUUUGCUGCACAUGGAUGCUGGUGCAAGGGGUCUUGAAGUUGGUGGAAACGGUGAUGACGACUUGUGCUCUGAGAGUAGCGUGGAGAAAUCAUCGUCUGGGGGUAUAGGGGGUCGUGUUCCUCAGAUCGGGCUCGCCUCGUUGGUUGCUUAUUGAAUUGGGUCGUGGAGAAGAAUGGCUGACGGUGGUGGAAAUUCGGAAGAGCAGAUACGAAGCGUGGAUGGCCAGAUACGAGACUUGAACGACCAGAUUCAAAGCGUGCACGAGCAGAUAAGAAUAGUGGAAGAGAAGAUAGGAAGAUUGGAAGAGGAGAUCAACAGAUGCCCUGGCGAUGAGGAGAGGAAGCUACUGCGGGGCAAGGAAGCGCUACUGCGCGGCGAGAAAGCGCAACUUCGGGACAGGGAAGCGCAACUCGGGGGCGAGAAAGCGCAACUCCGGCAACGACGAGGUCACUCCUAUCACCCGUCACUUGUCAUUGAAGGCCCAUCUCCUCAGACCUGGGCACAGAAUAUGAGUGGCUGGUGCAGAAGGUCGUGCCGCCGACUCGCUCUUCACGGGCUGGCGUUUACCCAAGCAGCUCGAGCCAUGCACGGAUGUGGUUACCUGUCAGAGUAGAGCAUUGGGAUGUAAUGAACGAGAUCGAAGAAUUUCUAGAAAGCGCAGAUAGAAGGAGGCGUGUGUUUCGAAUGGCUGUCACCGCUGUCACUCAGGACACUAGACUGGAAGAGAAGCAUGAGAAUCAUCAUAUCGCUUUUAUCCUGGGGGAAAUGGUAUCUUUUAUGCAGAAGAAGGAGCCGCAGUCUAACCUUCACUUUAAGUCGGAAUUCAUUAUCUUCAGCAAGAGAAAAGGCGGAAAUGACGGGAUAGGAUCGAGUGAGGGUGCGAGUUCAAGUGCCAUGGUUGACGUUUAUUCCGGAAGCCCUAGAGCAGAUUUCGUAAUCACUUUAAAGGAGAAGAAUGCUUUGGUCUUCGAGGUCAAGAAUGAAGGUCUGGGAAGUGACGGAGAUGACCCCUGGUUUCUCCACCGAUUUUGGACAGACUGCUCUUGCACAUCAGGAGAGGGCAGGUGCGGGUUCGCCGUUUUUGGCAUCACGCCAUCUCAAGGUGAAAGGAUCACCCGCUGUAUUAGUCAGUUGUAUGAGUACAUGGUUCUGUGUAAGGUGGGUUACGGUGUUCUAACCGAUGCAAGAAAUUGGUAUCUCUUCAAACGGGAUAAUGCCGGCUGCCUCAAAAUAUCAGCUGGUAUUACGGCGAGUGCUGAGCCCCCGCGUGUGCUCGCUGCGUUGUCAUAUUUGGUGCACGCUGCUGCAGUGGAUAACUCUGAGUUUGGUGACCCAACGGGGAAUGGCCAAUUUCCCUUAGUUCAUGAAGCUGCCCCCUCUGAACAUUCCGACGAAAGCAGUGAUGACGACAUCAAUGAUCGAACCUUUACAGCACGUGUGAGCCAAAAUAUCUCUUCCUCUGGAAAACGAAGGUCUGAAAGACAUAGCUCGGGUGGGGCGCAGCUGGCUUUGGAAGAUGUCCCCGCGGAGGACCUGAACCUGAAAAAGGCGGGCGGUGUCAUAAGUAGUGAGGGGUGGAGUGGAUGCGUUGUUAAUGGCCGUUUGCGUGGCCAACCUGUUGCAUUGAAGUUUGCCCACUUAGGCACGGAACGUGCGGAGGUGAGCCGGAGUUGUGUCAUGUGGAAAUGUUGCGUUCACAUCUCACAGUGGCUGCUACUUCAUCUAAUCCGGGGACUGAGGAGGAGAGGUCCUGUUUGUGACAUCUUUACUGACAGCCCAUCUUUGGCCGCGCUUGUGCAGGCUCUCCUGAAGGAGGUGGUUGCCUAUACGAGGAUGGAGAAGCUUUGGGGGGUUUUUGUUCCUCGAUUAAUAGGAUAUGGAACCACAAAUAACGGUCGGGUUGUAUUUAUCGCAACUGAAUUGAUUGACGGUGUUGAGCUUGGAGAAGUGGCGGUGACCCGGGAGGUGGAGACUGCAGCGCUUGAAGCGCUUGCUGCAGUCCAUGCAUGCGGGUUGCUUCAUGGAGAUGUUUCCUUAAGUAACAUUAUGGUUGUGUGGGGAAAGAAGCCUACUGUCCGCAUCCUGGAUUUUGGCUUCUCGUGUAUUACCAGCAACAAGAAGUUACAGGAGGCAGAGCGCGUGCGCUUAAAGCGUCUUUUUUUCACACAUGGUGGAGCAGCGGGGGAAGAAGCAAAUGAUGCAAGAUAUCCUUAUAUUCUGCCUUGUUAAAUGCAAGGCAAGCCCUUGUCCAAGGAACGUUCACUUAUCUUGUUACAGCUAGAAGUAUCGUGUUAAUGGCAUCAGAGCAGGGUCAACUCUCCAUUUGGAGAGUGCUAUCGUGCGCUUGAUACUUUGCGGCGUGUCUAGAAACAGAGAGAUCGUGAAUUAUGCAUUUGCAUCCAUGCUCGACUAGGUCCAAUUUGAACCAGCUGACAGAUUCUGACUGGUUAUGUGUAUCUGUUGCUGAAGGGUUAUAUGUAUCUGUAGAAAUUGAUGCCAGCAGGCAGGUAGGCGUGCACUAUUUUUUGGUCUCAAAGACAUACAUUGAUAAAACAUGAUGUGCAGAGGGGACGUUGGAUGUACUUUUAAAUAAAAGAUUGGAUUGUGACUUCUAUUGUCAA
Physcomitrium patens is the source of this 2731-nucleotide messenger RNA. The record is from RefSeq and is a predicted model, not a curated record. NCBI's taxonomy places the organism in Eukaryota, Viridiplantae, Streptophyta, Bryopsida, Funariales, Funariaceae.